This is a messenger RNA of Cuscuta campestris, 1785 nucleotides long. The record is from the annotation of a GenBank genome assembly. NCBI's taxonomy places the organism in Eukaryota, Viridiplantae, Streptophyta, Magnoliopsida, Solanales, Convolvulaceae.
AACUAUGGGAUUUUUCAAAAGGAUUUUUUCGGCCACCAUUAUUUUUGAGAGAGAAAUUCUUUUGUGUUCCAUUAAUAUCAUUUUGUGUAUAGAAAAUAUCAAUAAUAUUUUCUAAAUAUUAUUAGAAAUAUUUUCUAUAGAUAUAUACAAGAUUAUUAUUAUCCCAACUUUAAUCUUUAUAUUUUAUACUACUACAAUCUUUACUAGCAUAAAGAUUGUGGUAGACUCCGGCGUUGUUCGUGUGUCAAAGUUGGAGACCGGACGCUUGAACGGUUACGUUUGCACUUUCAACGCUCUUCCUACGACUUCUUCGUUUUUACCGCUUACGGAGAAAGCUUUGAGAGUUGGAAUUACCUAAUUCCAAUCUCCGGUUUGUGAGAUAUGGUCUCUAAAAGAUACCUCAGAAAUCUGGACAUUAUCCUUGCAAAUGGAGCAAUAUUACAAUGGGCUACUCGGCGUUGUUUCAUGUGUGGUGGCUGUGGUCAUGGCCAUUGGGAAUGCUCAAACAAGUAUGCCAUACCAUAUGAAGAGUGGGUCAUGAUUCAUGCGGAGGAAAAGAAAAGCUCAUGUGACCAAGUUGGCAUUGACGAAGACGUCUUUGAUAUUCUUGUUAAAGAUAAAGAUAACGCCUUUGUAGAAGAACCAGUUUCUAAUGCUCAAGAAGAAUCACACUAUAAUGAUUCUAUCCUUAUUCCUGAUGACUACGUUGAUGAGGUAGUUAUAGAGGAAGCCACACCGGAAGUUAUACAUUCUAAGGAAGUGAUUUCCAUAGAGUAUUAUCCUCUUUUCGGUGAAGGAAAAUCUUAUCUCAUCUCUGAGGCAUGUUUGAAGCAGGUUCUUACAAGGAAUGGCAUCAUGUUCCGGAAAUUACACAAUGAGGUGCCCACUAAUUCCGGAAGGAACCUCAAUAUUCGUGGUUCAUUGAAUUUCCCAUUUGAUCCGGGAACUCUUUUAUGAAACCCCAAAUCAAUCACGGUGGUGCGAAAGUUUGAGGACAAACUUUCUUCGAAGAAGGGGAGUAUGAUGUACCCCUGGAUGGCUCCACCAAAACCCCAAACUCUCCCAAAAUAUCCAAAAGCCUUUAAACUUCAUUUGAUAAUCAAAAUAAAGUCUUUUCCCUCCUUUUUAGCCUUGGGUUAAAAUGAGGACCAAAAAGACAAACCUUGUGUGUUGUUUUCUACUUUUUUUGUUCCUUUCAUUAAAUAAGACCUUCCCCUUAUUUUCCUACACCUUUCGCACGAAAUUCCCUACCAUUUUCUUCCCAAAAUCAGGCCUAAAUCACCACACACAACAAAGGGACAAAAAUAAGCAAAAGGUCUUUGAUUGAAUAGUAACUUCUUGUCCUAUUAUUCACUAAAAGUCAGGCCAUGUUGUUUCCUUUGUAUCACCAUAAUAGGGCCGAGUUUUACACCAAAAAGGAGGACUUUUCCAUGCCAAAAUACAUCCCUAAAACCCCACUCAUGAAUAAAGCCAAUACCCCUUUUCAAAGUCCAAAAGGGAAUAGUGCUGAAUUGUCCUAUUAUGCAAUAAAUCCAAGACUAGCCACAUUGUGUCUCUUUCCUUGUUCUUUCCCAUUUAAGGCCGAAAUAUACCCCUCAAAUUUGGCCAAGGAAUGCUUCAUCACAGCCACAUAAUGUCCUUGACUUAAUCCACAUAUGGCUGAAAUCCUUAUGCAAGAAAAGCCAAACAAAAUCUACCAUCUUUAUCCUAGAAUUCAACUCAAAUGGAUGGUUGUGCAUUAAUGUCAAACAUGUGAUUUAGGAAGAAGAAAGGAAGCUGCCAUUG